Molecule: messenger RNA, 4531 nt
Organism: Harmonia axyridis
Lineage: Eukaryota; Metazoa; Arthropoda; Insecta; Coleoptera; Coccinellidae
Product: contactin
Exons: 18
Coding region: 138-3782 (1214 amino acids)
Biological process (GO): cell-cell adhesion
Molecular function (GO): protein binding
Source: RefSeq, a predicted model, not a curated record
UCAUACCGCACGAAUGUCAUGGUAAUGCCACUAAUAAACAAAAUAAUGAAGACAUAAUUAGUUCGUUAUGAUUUGAAUCAUUCACAAGUCUAUGUUGUUAUUUAUAUUUUUUUGAGUAUUUAAUUUAUGAUUCAGGAAUGUGGUUGUUGUUAUUAUUAGGGUACUCAUCCCUUAUAAAUGCACAAAAUAGCUUACAACCAGGACCACAGUAUGACUAUGCAGGCAGCCCCAAUUAUAUGAGUAAUGAAAUAUUUUAUGAUUUCAAAUGUCCAGAGUACUGGGUACAACAUUAUCAAUCAUGUUAUAGAUUUGUAAAAUCUCCACAAAGAAAUUACCACGAUGCACGACGAGUCUGUCAAACUUACUCUGUAGAUGUGGGGGGUUCCGACUUGGUAUCAAUAAGUAGCUCUGAGGAGCAUGGAUUCUUGAUACACCAACUGAAUUUAAUUGAUCAACAGCAUAGGAGGUGGUAUAUUGGAGCAAACCAACAACAACCUAACUAUUGGGCAAACCCAGAUGGUACUCAAUUUACCAAUAUGGAAAGUGCCUUUUUACCUGAAAAUGAGCCUUAUGGAAAAAAUUAUUUAGCUUAUAAUUUCACUAGAAAUGUCAUGCAUUGGAGUUUUCAAUUAGUUAGAGGCGAUGAGCCUUUCUUAUUCAUAUGUGAAGCAAAUAUUGCAGCUGUUCAAAGACUGGUAUCUGAUGAAAGAGAUUAUACUUAUGGUGUAGAUAUUGCUGAUCGUAAAACAAUUCCAAGAGGUCCCUACUUCAAAAAACAACCAAAAGAUGUGACUUUCGAUACAUCCAUGAGAACCCUGUAUAAUGUUACUAGAUUGAGCUGCUUAGCUGGUGGUUACCCAGAACCAACCUAUGAAUGGUUCAGAGAAUACUAUGAAAAUGAUAGGCUGGUAGCAAGAAAGAUAGAUCCUCUUCAAGAUGGCAGAUACACUAUUAGCGGUGGAAUUCUGAUAAUCUACGAUCCUCAACAGAAAAAAGACUAUGCCACCUACCACUGUAAAGCAUCGAACAAAUAUGGCACAAUUAUAUCAGAAAGCGUACAACUUAACUUCGGAUUCAUUUUAGAAUUCGUCUUAAAACGUUCUCCGGAGUCUGGUGACCAAAAUUGGGGCAAAUCACUUUACUGUGAUCCUCCAGCUUAUUUCCCUGCUGUUAAAUAUUCCUGGUCUCGUGAUUAUUUCCCAAAUUUCGUGGAAGAAGAUAAACGAGUGUUUGUAUCCUACGACGGUGCUUUGUAUUUUUCAGCAUUGGAGACAAUUGAUAGAGCUAUGUAUAGUUGUAGUGUUCGAUCAGAUUUCUCUGAUUCUGGAAGGAAUGGCCCUUUCUUCCCUUUGAUGGUGAAUCCCCAUUCAAGCUAUCAACAGCUUAAAUUUCCAAAUAGUUUUCCAAAGGCUUUUCCAGAGGCUCCAGUAGCUGGAAGAGAAGUGAGACUCGAAUGUGUUGCUUUUGGAUAUCCUGUUCCUAGUUACAAUUGGACACGGAAAGGUGCCCCCCUUCCUAAAAACUCAUAUUCAACUAGUUACAACAGAGUUCUCGUUAUUCCACAUGUGGAAGUUGAUGAUCAGGGAGAAUAUAUUUGUAGAGCCUACAAUGACAGAGCUAGCAUUUCUAACAGUGUUAUAUUGGAUAUUCAAGCUGAACCCAAUUUCACUAUUCCAUUAAAAGAUAAACAUAUCGACAGAAGAGGUGAAUUAGUAUGGACCUGUGAAGCAUUUGGAAUUCCUGAUGUUAAUUACACUUGGUGGAAGGAUGGUCGACAAUUAGUUCUAGGUUAUUUACCACCAGAAGAUCGAGGUAGAAUUAAUAUUCAAGAUAAUGUACUAACAAUAAGUCCAGUCGAUGAGGAUAGAGAUCCAGGAAUGUAUCAGUGCCGUGCUGCCAACACCUUGAAAACGAAAUAUUCGUCAGCACAAUUGAGAGUUUUAUCAUUUAAACCGUCUUUCAAAAAACACCCUGUGGAAUCUGAAACCUAUGCAGCAGAACAGGGUAAUGUGACAAUAAGAUGUAAUCCGGAAGCUGCUCCUAAACCUAAAUUCAUAUGGAAGAAGGAUGAUAAUGUUAUAGGUUCGGGAGGCCACCGCAGAAUAUUAGAGAAUGGUAAUUUAGUUAUCAGUCCUGUGUCUCGAGAUGAUGAAGGCAAAUACACCUGUAUGGCUAGUAAUCCUCUGGGAAUGGAUGAAUCUGUUGGAAGACUUAUUGUGUUGAGAGGACCACAGUUGGUUAGGGCUUUACAACCAAGGAUUGUUUCUGCCCUUGGUAGUUCAUUUUCUCUCAACUGCCAGGCAUAUACAGAAGAAAUGUUGGAUAUGGCAUACAUUUGGAACCACAGAGGAAUGAGGAUUAGGGACAUAGAUAUCAAAAACUCUGGAAACAGAAUUUUCAUUGAUGGAGGAUAUCUCCAUGUUGUCAAUGUGACAUUCCCAGAUGCUGGGGAAUAUGAAUGUGUGAUAAAAUCUGCAGUAGGACAGAUCUCAUCCAAAACAUACGUUGUUGUGGAAGGACCACCUGGACCCCCAGGAGGUCUACAAGUUAUAUCGAUACAGAAAACUUCGGCUGUCAUACAGUGGACAGACGGUGGUUCUCAUGGAUCAUCAAUUAAUUCCUAUACUAUCAGUGGUAAAACGAAUUGGAACUCAACUUGGGUCAAUAUAAGUCACAAUGUUCAUGCUGAGGAAGUUGAACGAUACACCGGGAGGAAAGAAGCAAAUAUUGAAAAUGUGCUCACUCCAUGGUCAGUGUAUGAAUUUCGUGUUGCUGCUUGGAAUUCCAUCGGUAUGGGCAUUCCCUCGGCACCAAGUCCCAAACACGCAACUCCCCCAGAUAGACCUUACAUAUAUCCACAAAACAUCGCCGGAGGUGGUGGCAAAAAAGGAGACUUGACUAUAACCUGGAAACCCUUGAGAAACGAUCAACAGAAUGGUCCAGGAAUUCACUACAAAGUUUUCUGGAAGAAAAUGUACGAAGAACCGGAAUUCCAAAGUUUGGAACUUAAGGAUUUCGGAAAUACUGGUACAGCAGUUGUGCCCAUAUCUUUAGACGAUUAUUACACCCAGUACAUCGUGAAGGUACAAGCAAUCAACGACAUAGGAGCUGGACCCAUCAGUAACGAACAUAUCAUCUAUUCUGCUGAAGAUAUGCCACAGCCAGCUCCGCAGUUCGUGUCAGCGAUGAGUUUCAAUUCAACAGCACUGAAUGUAACCUGGCAACCCAUUGCUCAAGAUAGGGAGACUGUAAGGGGAAAACUUAUCGGUUAUAGGAUCAAAUAUUGGAAGAUGGAAACCAGCGAAGCAGAUAGCGUUUAUUAUUUGUCUAGAACAACCAGACCAUGGGCUUUGAUCGUAGGUCUUCAACCUGAUACACAAUAUUUGGUUAAAGUUAUGGCUUUUAACAGCGCUGGAGAAGGUCCAGAAAGUGAAAGAUUCAUUGAAAGGACCUAUAGAAAAGCACCUCAAAAGCCACCAUCAUCGGUACAUAUCAUAGGAAUAAAUCCUUCAACCAUUAAAGUUGUGUGGCGUUAUGUACAGCCUUCACCUCAAGAAGAACCAUUACAAGGUUACAAGAUUCGCGUAUGGGAGUUUGAUCAACCCUUGAGUUCCGCUAAUGAUACCAUUGUUUAUACUGGUGAAAAGCUAGAGGGCUAUGUAAACGGUUUAGCUCCUGGAAAGGCCUACAGAAUGAGAGUUUUAGCAUAUUCUAAUGGUGGUGAUGGUCGAAUGAGUUCUCCAGAGAUACGGUUCCAAAUGGGUAAUAAUUUGAGCCACUAAGUUUUUGAUUGUCCAAUGGAAAAAGUGAUGACAAAAAGGUGAUCCAGAUGCUCUUGGUUUGAAGAAUUCAUCUCCUUCGUGGUGUACAAAUCCUCUAGUUGCCUUAACCUCGAUAACGUACUUCCUUAUUUCCGCAAGGUUCUGAGUCAUUGUUUGAACAAAUUGUAUAGGUAUCUCGAAGGUAAUUAUCUUAAGGAUAAUUAUUCUCUUUUUCAUUAUUCCGUCUUGAAAAUUAGACUUUGAGAAAUUAGACUUAAAAUGACAAAAACGUUAUCACUGAUAUAAAAUGAACUGCUUCAAACAAACAAAAAUAUGAGCUCUUAUUUUCCAUAAUAUUAUCAAUUUCUAAUUUCAGUUUUGAUUUCAAAUGGGCAGCUCCAAUUAUUUAGAAAAUAUUGGCCCUCAAAAAAUUUGUUUAAAAGUAUAACUGAAACUUUAAAAAUAUUUAUAUUUUUGUUAGUUUGUCCCAAAGCAGCACAAAAAUGUAUUAUUAUAAAUGAGAUUGGCAUUUAGUAGAUAAUAAUGUUAUUACUGAAUGAAGCAAUUUAAUUCCGUCCUCAAAUUUUACUGUGUAGAUAUUUUAUUACAUAGAGAAAUUUAUUUUUUUUAUACCUGACUUUGAAAGUUCUUUUUUUUACAUCUAGAAUUGUAUUGGAAGAGACUGAAUCUCCUUUUUAUAUAUUUCAUUGGAAAAUGUUAAGAAUACAGCUAUGAAAAUUGUAUAAAAGCAAUAAAGUCUUCUUUUAAGA